AUGGCCGCUGUACAACAACUAUUAGCAAGUCCAUCGCCGAGCCCGGCGCUUCCUCCAACUGGAUUCAAUGGCGAAACAGACACCAUGACUACAGAUAGGGUCAGCCAAAGUCCCGUUAUGCUCCAUGGCCGCUCCUUGCGAGGGGCGCCGGAAGAGGGAGACAAGAGAAUUGCUGUCAUUAUUUUUGGACAAGGCCAGGAACGAGUUGUAUCCACCGUCGCGGAGGUACUUAGUAAACCUUUCAAGUUAGGAAGCUCGUUCAAGAACGUGACAAGGGACGACCACGGAUUUGUGGUAGGGAUUUCGGCAGUGGACGCCAAACGGGACAUUGCAGACCGAAACAAGGAGUUGUUGGUUGCCGUCAAUACUCACUGCGUAACUCUAGGAAUGCCCCCUGAUGAGCAGCUGUCGACGCAUUGCGAUUAUGAGUUUUUAUACAUGGAAUCGCCGUACUUCAGGCGCUACCUGUCUCGGUUCAUCUCCUUCACCCUGGGUCAGAUUAGCCAUCACGAAGAGCUCAUGGCUAAGCCGAGGACUUUGUUCAUGUCGACCACAUUCCCCGACGUUCGUGCUGCUUUGCCCAACCUCGAUAUCCUCACCGUGGGAUCUGACGCUAUUGAAAUCCGGGUUGACCUCCUCCGCGAACCUCUUCCAAAUGGCGGUUUCGCCGAGGUCCCUAGCCUAGGUUAUGUUGGAGAACAAGUUAUGCUGCUACGGGAGCGGACAGAGUUACCAAUCAUCUUUACAACUCGAUGUACCAACGAAAAUGGCAGGUUCCCGAUGCAUGACCCAUCACUCUACCAUCGGUACCUGUACAAAGCUAUCCAAUGGGGAAUCGAGUAUAUCGAUAUUGAGCUGUGGCUUCCGGAGGAUAUUCGUCGGGAUCUGUGGCAGCGGAAAGGGAACUCACGCAUCAUGUCGGCAUUUCACGACUUCUCGGGGACUUUCAAGUGGCCGUCGCAGUACGCACUGGACGUUUUUCAACGGUCUUGUCCUUAUGCAGAUAUUGUCAAGAUGAUUGCCAUUAUCAACGAGCAUAAUGAGAAUUUCGAAUUGGAAUAUUUUCGCUCCAAGAUACGGUCGGAAUAUCCCAAUGCACCACCUCUAUCUGCUGUAAAUAUGGGAGGGACGGGCCAGUUUUCUAGAACCCAAAACAAAGUCUUCACACCCAUCACACAUCCUCUUCUUCCCCUAAUUGCAGCCCCAGGUCAAAUGAGCACUUCUGAAAUUCACCGAGCAUUAUGUCAACUGGGACAAUUGCCGAUGAAGAAUAUAUACGGGGUCAGCUCUUCCUUGAACCGAAGCGCUGUUCCGCAGGCACCGUUUUAUGAGAAGUGCUUCAAUGAAUUGGGUCUACCUCAUCGGUUCAGCAUUAUUGAACGACAGCCCAACAACUUUGCCGGCAUGGAAGCCUGGUGUAAUCAGAGAGACUUUGGAGGCGCAUAUCUUGAUCCUGGCAUCUCUGUCCAGACAUUGUCCAAGCAUAACAAAUUCUUUGCUAGGCUGAAUAACGGCCAAGGACCGACGCUCACCGAAGCAGCUCGGGCAAUUGGAAUCGCUGACACCAUCGUUGCCAGAUCUGGCUCCUCCGCCACGCCAACACCACCAUCCAUGCCAUCCAGUCCUCAUAGUGGACAAGGCUCGGCGGUGUCACAUGCGCAAACUGGAUCAGCAACAACCACCUCGUCGCUCAUUUUUGACAAUGCUGGUUGGAGAGGCAUUAUGCAUACUCUUAUAAGAGAUCUUGCCCCCUCAGCUUAUUUUGACAGAUCAGCUGUUGUUCUUGCGUCCUCUUCUGAUGACGCCGCCCCGGUAUUUUAUGCGUUGAAAGCGUUGAAGAUUGCCAAGAUCUACACCGUUGGCUUCCGGACCCCUGCUGCCCUCGCUCGCCAUGCUCCUCCGAUUGAGCAGUUCAUUAGCUUGGAGAGCCUUCAGCGUGCGAGAUCCGUGGCAGACGACCGGGCUCCGUUCGUAAUCGUCUCAGCUCUGGGCUCGGACAAGGGAAAUCUCGUGAGCAUGAUGCUUCGUGCGUUUGCCGCUGCUGGCCGAGACGGUGCGCCAAACGUCAACAAGGUCUUUCUGAACCUGGCCGACGUGGCAGCUCGCAAGACAAACGACCCUCACGAGACGGCAGAAAAGAGCGGAUUUGCGUCUUAUGGUGCCGCAGAUGUGGCGGCAUUCACCAUUGUUGAAAGUUUAAGAUUGCUCGUUGGUCAAAAUGUGCCAUAUAGCUUUGUGAGACUGGCAAGUGGCAGACAUCAUCUCUUUUGA
Messenger RNA from Metarhizium brunneum ARSEF 3297, 2271 nucleotides. RefSeq names its product Pentafunctional AROM polypeptide (gene ARO1). Lineage: Eukaryota; Fungi; Ascomycota; Sordariomycetes; Hypocreales; Clavicipitaceae. Gene Ontology annotation, molecular function: 3-dehydroquinate dehydratase activity. The record is from RefSeq and is a predicted model, not a curated record.